Molecule: messenger RNA, 3577 nt
Organism: Annulohypoxylon truncatum
Lineage: Eukaryota; Fungi; Ascomycota; Sordariomycetes; Xylariales; Hypoxylaceae
Exons: 2
Coding region: 626-3169 (847 amino acids)
Molecular function (GO): triacylglycerol lipase activity
Source: RefSeq, a predicted model, not a curated record
UCGCUAUAUUGAUAAGGUUCAAGAAUUAUAAUUAGUGGCAGGUACAUGAAUGAACCUGGUAAUUCCAAGGUUUGUAAGUAAGAUGGGUCCAGACUUUCGGCCUCCUGCCAAUUUCCUCAAAUCAUUUUCCUUCGUUGAUCCCUCAUUGCCACUGGGAACCAUUCAAUUACACUUAUAUCCAUAAGGAUAUGUAAGUUAGGUCAAUUUAUUGUGUUGCCUAACGUAAGGUACUUAGCAGCAGAGACAACUCGACAACUCGACAGCUAUCUACAUACCAUCCAACAUUUGAGCCUGCCGCCUUCGAUAGCGUUGGUGAAUUACAUAUGAUAAACCCACUUCUGCCCACAAUUAGCGUCGGCUUCUCUCACUCGCCUGUCCCAAGUAGUCCCAAUGCUGCCGAGUCACGAGCUCAGCUACUUAAACUAAUUGCUUUCAUAUGAAAGCCUGCACAAAUUCCUCCCCGGAGCUUCCGGUUUGCGAUUUCACUUGCUCCAGAGACUAUUAAUUCCAAAAUAUUUACCAAAUGAGCUGCCAAGGAAAUUUUAUCAACAGUAUCCAGGUGGAUAAUUCAAAUAUAAUCGAAAAGCGCAACAUUCAAUGACAUCGACUUAUUUGAUUGGGCAACAUGGCGAAAACAACCACACGAUCUCAGGGGGUGCCCCUGCCAAGCAUUAUUGAGCCGCCGAGCUUGGUAGCCUCGGACGGAGAGCCGUCUCCAACGUCAGACGGCGCAGCGGACGAGGAGCAGCUGUAUAUCGACCAAGAUGAUGCUCAGUCUAUUAUUCAGCCGGCGUUGAGCCCUGUGGCGACGAGGCUCACGCUGCCGAAGACACCCGCAGCGGAAAAAGCUGCGGCGAUGGAACGAGUAACAGGUGGAGGCUUAUUCAGUGUCAUCGAGGGGACUGCGACUCCAGAUCCGGAGCCUUCGCCGAUGAUGGGUCAAUCGAGCGAGACGUUGCACCAGGUGGCCAUGAACAAGGCAUCAACACGUCAAGCCAGAGGCCUUUCCUUGGGCCAACUCCCUUCGAGCCAUUCAUCGGUUUACAGAUUCCCGUCGCCAUGGCAAUCAGGACCGAAGCAGAUGGUCGUGCAGAAUGAAUCAGGUAGUCCGAAGCCCGUAUUGUCAACUGUGUUUAGACAGGAUAAGCACCGUCGGUCUUCGUCCGGCGGGGCUGAUGCAUUAAAGAGGAUUAAAGAAGCUUUACCAUCGAUGCCGUCGAUGCCAUCUAUAUCCUUGCAGUCAUUUUUCUCCGGGCCAUCUUCAGCAAAGAGCCCGAGUCUAGAUGCAAAAAGGUCUUCCCUUUCCAAUGAUAGUGCAUCUGAGCCAAAGCAAUUCCCGCCAUUCCUUGUUGAUGAACCAGGCCCGAUUUCUAGGAGCAAGUUACCGCCGCCGCCUAACAGACAAUCGCUCGUAGCAUUAUCUAUCCCUAAUGCUGAGAGCUCUUCACUAUCUCGGCCGCCUAUCCGUCCACGAGCUAUAAGGAGGUCCACAUCUGAUGAAUCUAUGCUUUAUCAUUCACUGUCAAGGGUAUCAUCUCUCGGUGACGACGAUAGGUGGAAGGAUAUUCGAGAGCAGACGAAUAGUAGACUCAAGGCUAUCACAGACAGUUGGGAUAGACCGACUUUCAAAUUACCUCAACUACCGAACAUUAUCCCAGCACCACUCAAGAAAAACCCGCUGCUGGGACCUGAUCAGUCUGACCAAUCCUUAUCGGGAGGAGCGCGUACGUCAACUAUAUUUGAAGUCAGUUCGCCGACACCAAGGGAUGACAAUUUGUCCGAUCUGGACCGCGCGUUGGAAUUAUUAACAGGCGAUAUCGUCAUCAUGGGCGGGUAUCGCGGUUCCGUGUUGAGAUCGACCCGAACUAAUCGACAAGUAUGGGUACCCGUGAAGCUUGGAUUAAACAUUCGAAAAGUCAACCUGGAAGUAGGCCCGAAUCCAGAGGAUGAGGAGAGGAUGGAGGAAACCAUCUAUGCUUCUGGGAUGCUUAAGAAUAUUGGUCCCGUCGAUAUAUCGAAACGUCUCUUUAAAAGACUUAGAGAAUGUGAGAACGCCCGGACCGGAAAGCUUAGGAUAUGGGAUUAUGGUUACGACUGGCGGCUAAGUCCUCAUUUACUCUCACGUAGACUUAUCAAGUUUCUCGAACAUCUGCCCUCAAACCAAGGACAGGAUCCACUCGACAAUAAGGGGGCUAUGGUAAUCGCUCAUAGUCUUGGGGGCCUCAUCACACGCCACGCCGUGAAUCAACGUCCAGAACUGUUUUCUGGGGUGAUAUAUGCCGGUACUCCGCAACGAUGUAUAAAUAUCCUAGGGCCGAUUCGAAACGGAGACGCCGUUCUCUUUAACGAAAAGGUUCUAACGGCGCAAGUCAAUUUCUCGCUAAGAACAACAUUCGUGUUCUUACCCGAAGACGGCUUCUGCUUUAUUAACAAAAACACGGGAGAGCAAUAUCCGGUAGACUUCUACGACCCCCAGGAGUGGGUCAAGUACUGCUGGAGUCCGUGUAUCGAGCCCUGCCUGCCCUCCUUUAAAUCUCGCUCGAGCGCCCUGGCCUCUCUCCGAGAGCUCUCCGAAAGACUUCCCGCGCCGCUCCGAAGCCGGGGCAACAGCGCGGCGAGCGAGUCCCGAUCGCCCACGCGCAACAUCGUCACCGAAGCGACGCGCAAGGCCGAUAUCGCUACCGACAGGACCUUGGCGCCGCAGAUGGGCUCCUCGCAAGGCGACGCUCAGCAGCAGACGGACACGGACGCGGGAUCGCGGUCCGCCAACUUCGCGUACCUGACGCGCGUGCUGGCCGAUACCAAGCGGUUCCGCGAGGAGACCAAGCACCGGCCCGAGCACACGCUGGCGAACAGGUAUCCCCCGCUCGCCGUCAUCUACGGUAAGGAGGUGCCGACGGUGUGGGCGGUCAGCGUGACGUCCCGCGAGCAGAUCGCGUGCGCGGACGCGUACGACGACCUGAUGUUCCGCAGCGGGGACGGCGUGGUGCUGGCUAGGGAGGCGAUGCUGCCCGAGGGCUACGAGCUGGUGAAGGAGGGGCGGGUGAGCACGGAUAGGGGACACAUCACCAUGUUGGGUGAUUUGGAGGCGGUGGGUAGGGCGCUGCUUGCUGUGGUGAGAGGGAGGAGGAAGGGUAUCGGGUUAGGAGGGGAGGGGGCGGAGGCUUGAUUCUAAGUGAGGUGGUUCGUCAUGAAACUAAAUGCCUUGAUUUCGUGGUAUUCGAUCAUACUUUUAAGUUGAGUCGGUUUAGAUUGGAUUAUCACCAGGAGGGGGAAGACUGAAGAUAAGAUGAAGAUGAUACGGGCAACCGAACGAACGAACUGGCGAAAAGGCAACUUGGGCGCAUUUGGAUAUUCUCGGUGUUGGCGCCGGAGGGCUCAUAUCAGUUCGAAACUUACAUAUUGCAUUUGCAUGGCAUUAUAGCAUCGUGUGAAGGGGGAGAGGUUACAUAGAUGUUUGAUAAGAUACCUUACUGCUUCCUGUAAAGCAUAGUGCUCAGGUUGGGCAAGAAUGUAUAUAAAAAACCUGUAUGCAAAAUUUAGAGAAGUCCUCUGCAAAUCGUGAGUUGGCUGGUUA